UGAGCCAUAUAAAUAAGAGGAGAUCAAAUCUCAAAGUCCACCAGGGAAGAAAAACAAUUAACAAAGCCUUUUAGAGCUAGUACAUACAAGUUCUCAUUUGCAAGCUCAUAUUUUCUUUUCAAUAACCCUUUCUCUUAAAAUUAGAAGCAAAAAUGGAUAGGGUAAGAGAGUUGGCAUCAAAGAAGGCAGCAGUUAUAUUCACCAAGAGUUCAUGUUACAUGUGCCACAGCAUCACGCAACUGUUCUAUGAGCUUGGAGCAAGCCCAGCAGUGCAUGAGCUAGACAAGGAUGCAUAUGGGAGGGAAAUGGAGUGGGCUUUGAGGAGCAUGGGGUGCAACCCUUCAGUGCCAGCAGUGUUCAUUGGUGGAAAAUUUGUAGGCUCUUCAAAGGAUGUCAUAUCCCUCCAUGUUGAUGGCUCUCUCAAACAAAUGCUCAUGGCUGCAAAAGCCAUAUGGUUCUAGUACUCAAUUAUAUGCUCCUUAAGAUAUAUAUUUACAUGAAGGAGCUCUUAUAUAUAUACAAUGUUUUAAGUCAAGGGACACCCCUUCUUUUUCUUGAGUGUCCUCUUUAGCUUGUGAUGUAUCAAAGAGGAAGUCUGUAUAAAAAAAAAAUGUAGUCUUGCUUUUUUGGUAUGUAUGUAUUUUAUAUAAGGCUGGCUGGCUUACUAUAUAUAUAGCUAAUGCCUACCAUGUUAUGAAACUUGAUCAUGUGGGAGGAAAUUAACUGAUGCUCCUACUUUACUUAAUGCAACUUUGAACUUUCUUGCCUUUAUC
Glycine soja is the source of this 773-nucleotide messenger RNA. RefSeq names its product glutaredoxin-C11-like. The transcript has a single exon. The record is from RefSeq and is a predicted model, not a curated record. NCBI's taxonomy places the organism in Eukaryota, Viridiplantae, Streptophyta, Magnoliopsida, Fabales, Fabaceae. Bases 153 to 461 code for a protein of 102 amino acids.